AAGGUGCAUCAAGCAGUGAUUUUUAUUGUAUCUCAGAUUUUUUUUGUCAGUACUUAAUAACCGUAUUAAGGGUAAGAUUAUAUAUUACGCCUUCGUGAAGUGCAAGUGUGAAGCUGGUAAGAGAAUGAAAUGAUCUCAGUUCAGGUAAAUCACAGCAGGCUGUAAGAAAUUCAACAAGGAUUAUUACUGAUACAAGGAUAGCCCAAAAAAAAUCAUAUGGUCAGGAAGCUUUGUCAGUUGGACUUCUUGAUGGAUGAUUGCUGCAACUAUCAAAUGUCAAAGUGUGAACAAACAAGCUGGAUUUAUCUAUUGCAUAAAAUACAAUCAUAUAUCAUCUUAUCAUUGACUCCCAUUUUUUCUUUGUGCUAACCACGACUAGGAAGAGAUCUGCAAGAUGGAAGCAAGAGCCUCCUUCUACCAGAUGCUCUUCCUUGAUUCGACCAUUGUUACUUUGUCUAGACAGGACAAAGCUUAAGCAUCUGGUUUCCGUGCUAGUUCCAAAAAGAAGCCAUGCAAUCACUCCAUUUUCCAUACAAGAAAUGCAGCAGAAGAUUACCCAUACCUUUCCUUGGCCUUGCUCUUUUGCUGCUGAUCUGCAUGGCCACACCCACAAGUUCCUGCACAGAGCAGGAGAAGGCCUCUCUCCUGCAGUUCCUUGCAGGGCUCUCGAAUGAUGCCGGCCUAGCCAAGUCAUGGCAGGGAGGCACAGAUUGCUGCAAAUGGGAAGGCGUCACCUGCAACAGAAACAGGACAGUCAUUGAGGUUUCUCUGGCAUCUAGGGGCCUUGAAGGGCGUAUCACGCCAUCUCUCAGCAACCUCACUGGCCUUCAGCAUCUUAACUUGUCCUACAACUUGCUGUCCGGUGGCCUGCCGCGGGAAUUGUUAUCAUCCAGCAGCAUCGUUAUCCUCGACGUCAGUUUUAACCAACUCAAUGGAGAGCUGCACAAGCUGCCGUCUUCAACCCCUGGCCAGCCUCUACAGGUAAUUAACAUCUCAAGUAACAUGUUUACAGGACAGUUUACGUCCACAACGUGGAAGGCGAUGGAGAAUCUGGUUGCACUCAAUGCCAGCAACAACAGCUUUACUGGGCAGAUACCAACACAUAUCUGUAACAUAUCUCCAUCUUUUGCUGUGCUUGAUCUCUGCUACAACCAAUUCAGUGGCACAGUUCCCCCAGGGCUUGGUAACUGCUCCAUGCUGAGAGUGCUCAAGGCUGGCCACAACAACCUCACCGGGACACUCCCUGAUGAACUCUUCAAUGCUACCUCGCUAGAGUACCUGUCUUUUCCUAAUAAUAAUUUACAAGGAGUACUUGAUGGUACACGCAUAAUAAAUGUCAGGAAUCUGUCUACACUUGAUCUUGGAGGCAACAACUUCAUUGGUGAUAUCCCAGAUUAUAUAGGUCAGCUCAAGGGAUUGGAGGAGCUUCAUUUGGACUACAACAACAUGUCAGGAGAGCUGCCAUCAUCACUGGGCAGCUGCGCAAAUCUCAUAACCAUUGACCUCAAGAACAACAAUUUCAGUGGAGAACUCACCAAGGUCAAUUUCUCAAACUUCCCCAAUCUAAAAACCUUAGAUGUUAUGCGGAACAAAUUCAGUGGCGAAAUUCCAGAAAGCAUAUACUCUUGCCACAAACUAACUGCACUGCGUCUAUCAUCAAACAAUUUCCAUGGCCAGUUAUCGAAGGAACUAAGCCAUCUGAAGUCACUCUCCUUCCUUUCACUUACUGGCAACAGUUUUACAAAUUUAACAAAUGCACUUCAAAUACUAAAGAGCUCCAAGAACCUCACCACUCUUCUUAUUGGAAAUAAUUUCAUGCAUGAGACCAUGCCGGACGAUGAUGGCAUUGAUGGUUUUGUGAAUCUUCAGGUUCUUUCCAUAAGUGAAUGCUCAUUGUUGGGGAAAAUACCUCAUUGGCUAUCGAAGCUCAGAAAUUUGGAGAUGUUAUUUUUACACAGCAAUCAACUAACUGGAACAAUACCUGACUGGAUCAGUAGCCUAAACUUCCUGUUCUAUGUUGACAUAUCAAAUAACAAUCUGACUGGGGAAAUUCCUACAGCGUUAACAGAUAUGCCAAUGCUAAAAUCAGAGAAGACUGCUGCAAGUUUGGAUCCAAGAGUCUUUCAACUACCAAUUUAUGUCGAUACGUCAUUUCAAUACCGCAAGGCCAAUGCUUUUCAAAAAGUGCUCAAUCUAGGAAACAAUAACUUCAUUGGUGUGAUCCCUCCAGAGAUAGGUCUCUUAAAAGAGCUCCUUUUGCUAAAUUUGAGCUUCAACACAUUACAUGGAGAUAUCCCCCAAUCAAUCUGCAACCUCACAAACUUGCUGGUGCUCGACUUAUCAAGCAACCAUCUAACUGGCAGAAUUCCAACCAUGCUGAACAAUCUACACUUCCUUUCUAAGUUUAACGUUUCUUUCAAUGACCUAGAAGGGCCUGUGCCGACCACAGGCCAGUUUAGUACAUUCACAAAUGCUAGCUUUGAUGGCAACCCAAAGCUCUGUGGUCCUACACUUGUUCACCAUUGCAAUUCAGUGGGAGAGCAUUUCACCUCCAAGAAACAACAUAACAAGAAGCUCAUGUUUGUGCUUGCAUUUGCUAUAAUUUUCGGAGGCAUUGCCAUCCUAUUCCUUCUAGUUCGUCUCCUUGUCUUGUUCCGGGGUACAAGUUUCAGGACCAAAAACAGGAGCACCGAUGAUAACGACAUAGGAACGCUAUCAUUCAACUCCAAUUCAGAGCAUUCAUUGGUGAUGAUGCCAGGAAGCAAGGGAAACGAAAACAAGCUCACAUUAACUGACAUUGUGAAGGCAACAAAUAACUUUGGCAAGGAGAACAUCAUCGGUUGUGGAGGCUAUGGACUAGUAUUCAAGGCCGAGCUACCCGAUGGAUCCAAGCUUGCAAUCAAGAAGCUCAACAGCGAGAUGUGCCUGAUGGAAAGGGAGUUCACUGCAGAGGUUGAAGCACUCUCCAUGGCCCAGCAUGAAAAUCUUGUGCCACUGUGGGGUUAUUGCAUCUAUGGAAACUCAAGCUUCCUCAUAUAUUCUUUCUUGGAGAAUGGCAGUUUGGAUGAUUGGCUUCACAACAGAGAUGAUAAUCCUGGAACAUUUCUUGACUGGCCGGUGAGACUCAAAAUUGCACAAGGAGCUAGCCGUGGCCUUUCUUACAUCCAUGAUGUCUGCAAGCCGCACAUUGUCCAUCGUGACAUAAAAUCCAGCAACAUCCUACUUGACAAAGAAUUCAAAGCUUAUGUUGCAGAUUUUGGGCUGUCAAGACUGAUCCUUCCAAACAAAACUCAUGUUACGACCGAGUUGGUCGGCACUCUUGGUUACAUUCCACCUGAGUAUGGCCAAGGAUGGGUAGCUACUUUGAAAGGUGACAUAUACAGUUUUGGAGUUGUCCUGCUUGAGCUCCUCACAGGAAGACGACCUGUUUCAGUCCUGUCCACAUCACAAGAACUUGUCCCAUGGGUGCUGGAGAUGAGGUCUCAGGGAAAGCAGAUUGAGGUCCUAGAUCCAGCAUUACGAGGCACAGGGCAAGAAGAGCAAAUGCUGAAGAUGCUUGAAGUUGCUUGUAAGUGUGUGAACCAUAUCCCAUCUAAGAGGCCACCUGUCAUGGAAGUAGUCUCAUAUCUAGAAAGCAUUGAUGGUGGCCUGCAACACAAAAGUCUGUCUACAAAUGAUAAUAUUGUAGUUCAGUGCAUAUAGACAUACAGUAGAUGUAUUUUCAGUAAAGUUACCAGUUUUGACUAUAAGUUUGAAUCAGACAUAGCGCAUCAUGUACAGUUUCUUGCACAUUUUAAAGUUCUUUUUCCAAGAGAAAUAUCCAUUACCCCCUCCCCCUCCUCUGGUUUUUCUAGAAUUAGUAUGUAACAUAUUCUCUGAUUAGAUCAUGAAGCAUCAUGACAAAGCAAAAGCAAGAGAAAAUAAUAGUCAUCUUCGUUGAGUUCCUUACUAGCUUAAGUACUGAUAUAGUGACACUAAUGCAUUUAGGAGCUGUCACCGAGUUCUUUGGCUCUAACCCACAUAAUUAAGAACCACUGGAGCUUAAAAUUAGGAUGCGGAAUGAGUAAAUGCCAAUAAUGGCUGGCUCAAGUAUCCUUAUAAAAAAAAUGUCUGGCUCAAGUAUCCUUAUAAAAAAAAUGUCUGGAUCAAGUAUGAAAUGAAAUGGCAAUGCAGUAUGAUGAUUGGUUUUGCGGCUGGAGAAAAGCUGCGCGAGCUGACCAGAAUGAUCGCCGAAUGAAUCUGGACAUGAAUCUAGAUAAUCCAAAGUACACGAGUACCAACCAUGCAGGAGAAGUUUGACACGGUGGGGAAACCAAACCAUGCCAUCGCAGCAUACGCGACUGUGCGCCCGUCGUCGACGACCCGCUCGGCGCGCGCACCCGGCCACACGAGCGUUUCGACAGGACGACAGACAUCAUCUCCGUCCAAGGCAUGGAGCCCAACUGCCCAAGUGACGAGCCCCGCCACUGGCAUUUCAUCGAGCAGCUUGAGCGCGCUGCUCAAGCUCCGAGACGGCAGCUCCGAGACCAGCAUUGCGUCGAGCCGCCCCAGGACGCCGCGGAGGCACGCGCGCGGCAUGAGCGCGGAACAAGAGGUGGUGGUGGUGGACUCAUCGGCGAGGGAGGAGGGAGGGGUUGCUGCCGAGUUCACUUGGGAUGCUUGUGGCCCGACCGUUGAUCAAAGCAUGGGGCAGAGCAGAGGCGGCUGGGUGUGUCCAAUCUGCGGAAGGUUGCGCGAGGCGUGUGGCGAUGGGGCUGCCGGCGGUCGCCGAUGGCAGCGCGGCGGUCGCCGGCCAGGAGAUUUAACCGUGUCCAGUGAUUUUUAA
Messenger RNA from Setaria italica (foxtail millet), 4825 nucleotides. Its product is annotated as tyrosine-sulfated glycopeptide receptor 1-like. Gene Ontology annotation, biological process: protein phosphorylation. The transcript has a single exon. Gene Ontology annotation, molecular function: protein kinase activity; ATP binding; protein binding. Bases 511 to 3702 code for a protein of 1063 amino acids. The record is from RefSeq and is a predicted model, not a curated record. NCBI's taxonomy places the organism in Eukaryota, Viridiplantae, Streptophyta, Magnoliopsida, Poales, Poaceae.